AUGAACAUGUUCUCGACCAUUACUCUUUCGCUCGUGCUCUUCGCAAGCUCGGCACUUGCCCUUCCGCUCUCUGUCCCAGAGCCAAGCAUCGUCACCAAGAUGGCGAUAUCAAUCGGGGUGCCAUUUGACAUGGAAACAUCAAAAUCUAGCCCAGCCGCACAUAUAGUGGCUCGAUCUGCUGAGUGGGCGGUUCCCUCACCCGCAGCGCCAGCCUGGACUGCAGACCCGUCCGUUUGGACUCCGUCUCCACCAGCAUGGACCGAUGCACCGCAGCAGACUUGGGCAGCUAUACCAAUUCCAUCCUGGGCGCCGACUCAAGCUUCCCCUACGCCCACGCCCAACCCCUCCUACACCUGGGCCGAAACGCACGACGACAGCAAAACCACCCUAACCAACGGCAUCAUCUGCGGCAUCGUGUUCGGCGGAUUCUUCGCCCUCGUCAUCCUUGUAUUCGCCAUCUUUACCACGUAUCAUCGAGCUAUCAAGCCGUGGUAUAGGGGUAGGCGCGGCAAGGGGGAUAUCGAGGCGGCGAAGGCUGUGAGCAUUGCGUCGACGGAUGCGGGCGGGGUGCAGAUGACGGAGGUGCCUGAGCGCAUUCAUGGGUUGAUCGGUGAUGGUGAUCGUGGGGAGGAGGAGACGGCAGGUGUUGGUGUUGUUGUAUCAAGUUGUUGA
Parastagonospora nodorum SN15 is the source of this 672-nucleotide messenger RNA. RefSeq lists its product as hypothetical. NCBI's taxonomy places the organism in Eukaryota, Fungi, Ascomycota, Dothideomycetes, Pleosporales, Phaeosphaeriaceae. The record is from RefSeq and is a predicted model, not a curated record. The coding region runs from base 1 to 672 and encodes 223 amino acids. The transcript is spliced from 2 exons.